Scomber scombrus (Atlantic mackerel) is the source of this 1954-nucleotide messenger RNA. It is a transcript of the gene cpn1, whose product is annotated as carboxypeptidase N, polypeptide 1. The record is from RefSeq and is a predicted model, not a curated record. Bases 207 to 1553 code for a protein of 448 amino acids. NCBI's taxonomy places the organism in Eukaryota, Metazoa, Chordata, Actinopteri, Scombriformes, Scombridae. Gene Ontology annotation, biological process: proteolysis. Gene Ontology annotation, molecular function: zinc ion binding; metallocarboxypeptidase activity. The transcript is spliced from 9 exons.
AUGUGGGAGGAGGCAGAGAGAGGGAGAGCAGGAGAAAGAAGGGGGAACAAGAGAGAAAGAAAAGAGCAAGCAAAGAGUAUGUGUAGUGUGUGAAGAGAUAAAUAUACAUCUGAAAGAGCAGCAGGGGUACAGAGAGUGAGACAGAGUGUGUUGCAUAGUUGCUCCUCUCCUCUCCUCCUGUGCUGCACAACUUAGGCUGAGGGACCAUGAAGCAGGGUUGGACUCUUCCUUGGCUUGCCGCUGUCUUGCUUGGGCUGAUGGGGAUCCGGGUGUCAGGCUCAGAGUUCCAGCAUCACCGCUACGAGGAGAUGGUGAGAGCCAUGUAUGCAGUGCACAGUGACUGCCCCUACAUCACACGCAUAUACAGCAUCGGGCGCAGCGUGGAGGGGCGCCACCUCUAUGUGUUGGAGUUCAGUGAUAACCCGGGCAUCCAUGAAGCAUUGGAGCCUGAGUUCAAGUACGUGGGCAACAUGCAUGGCAAUGAGGUGCUCGGCCGUGAGCUGCUCAUUAAGUUCUCCCAGUUUCUGUGCGAGGAGUAUCGAGCCGGAAACCAGCGGAUCAUGAGGCUGAUCCAUGACACGCGCAUCCACAUCCUGCCCUCCAUGAACCCCGAUGGCUACGAGGUGGCUGCCAGACAGGGUCCAGAGUUCAACGGCUACCUGGUGGGUCGAGGUAACGCCAGAGAUAUCGACCUGAACCGGAACUUUCCAGACCUGAAUGCGCUCAUGUAUUACUAUGAGAAGACCAACGGACGAAACCACCACCUGCCGCUGCCGGACAACUGGGAGCAACAGGUUGAACCAGAGACUUUGGCUAUCAUAAAGUGGAUGCAAAACUACAAUUUCAUCUUGUCUGCCAACCUCCAUGGAGGAGCUGUAGUGGCCAAUUACCCAUUUGACAAGUCGAGAGACGCCCGCAUCCGAGGGAGGACCACUUAUGCAGCAACUCCAGAUGACAAAAUUUUCAGAAACUUGGCGAGGACCUACUCAUAUGCUCAUAGCUGGAUGCACAAGGGUUGGAACUGUGGGGACUUCUUUGAUGAGGGGAUCACCAACGGGGCCAGCUGGUACUCUCUGUCCAAAGGCAUGCAGGACUUCAACUACCUCUACAGCAACUGUUUUGAGAUCACCCUGGAGCUGAGCUGUGAUAAGUUCCCCCCAGCAUCUGCACUGCCAAGAGAAUGGCUGGGCAACCGUGAAGCACUGGUUUCAUAUCUGGAACAGGUGCAUCAUGGGAUAAAAGGCAUGGUGUACGAUGAAAACAACAAUCCUAUCGCCAAAGCUGAGAUCUCGGUGGCUGGCAUCAACCAUGACAUGACUACUGGAGUGGAUGGCGACUAUUUCAGACUCCUGUUACCAGGCACCUACACUGUGACAGUCUCUGCCCCGGGUUACGUUCCCUCCACCAGCACGGUCACUGUGGGACCAGCUGAGGCCAUACUGCUUCAUUUUUACUUGAAAGCAGCACCAAAACAAAACCUGAAAGUGAAGCCCCACAACGGCAAGAAGAACCUCUCAUCUCCCAAGGCCCCCUUAAAACUUGGCCCUAGAUGAGACACAGACAGUAGUUUAGACAACACACAUACACUGAAAACCCCACAAAACACACACACACACACACACACACACACACACACACACACACACACACACACACACACACACACACACACACACACACACACACACACACACACACACACACACACACGUUAUGAAAGAGUUUACCAUAAUACCAUUUAUGUAGUCCUAUGAUUAUGUAUUUCAACCUUCUGUGCUUUUUGUUGAUAAAUAUAAAUUGUGUGUCUGUGUUAAGGAAUUGUUGGUGUAUUUAUGUAACAUGUUGAUUUGUAUGAACACAACGAUCCUGUAUUUGUAAAGGACCUUUUUUGAUUUUGAUAACAGUAAUUUGAUGAAAAUUGAAAAUAAAAUAAUGUUUUUGUUGUCCAAAUUUA